AUGAGCAACGACGAGGCUGUAGAGAAAAUCACCCAACAAGUGUCGGAACUGAAAAGCACAGAUGUUAAAGAACAAGUGGUCACACCUUGGGAUGUGGAAGGUGGUGUUGAUGAACAAGGUAGAGCCCAAAAUAUCGAUUACGAUAAAUUGAUCAAACAAUUUGGUACUAAACCGGUCAACGAAGAAACCUUGAAAAGAUUUAAGCAAGUGACGGGUCGUGAACCACAUCAUUUUUUGCGUAAGGGUUUGUUUUUCAGUGAGCGUGAUUUCACUAAAAUUCUAGACCUUUACGAGCAAGGCAAACCAUUUUUCUUGUACACCGGUAGAGGUCCCUCGAGUGACUCCAUGCACUUGGGUCAUAUGAUCCCUUUUGUAUUCACCAAAUGGUUACAGGAAGUGUUUGACGUACCAUUAGUUAUUGAGUUGACUGAUGACGAAAAAUUUUUAUUCAAGCACAAGUUGUCAAUUAAUGACGUUAAGAACUUCGCCCGUGAAAAUGCCAAGGACAUCAUUGCCGUUGGAUUUGAUCCAAAGAACACCUUUAUCUUUUCUGAUUUGCAAUACAUGGGUGGUGCAUUUUACGAAACUGUAGUAAGAGUUUCCAGACAAAUUACAGGAUCUACUGCAAAGGCCGUUUUCGGGUUUAAUGACUCCGAUUGUAUUGGUAAGUUCCACUUUGCCUCCAUUCAAAUUGCUACUGCAUUCCCAAGCUCAUUUCCUAAUGUGUUAGGUUUGCCUGAUAAGACACCGUGUUUGAUUCCAUGUGCCAUUGACCAAGAUCCAUAUUUCAGAGUCUGUAGGGAUGUAGCAGAUAAAUUGAAGUAUUCCAAGCCUGCCUUGCUUCAUUCCAGAUUUUUCCCGGCUUUGCAAGGUUCCACCACUAAAAUGUCAGCUUCUGAUGACACCACUGCCAUUUUCAUGACCGAUACACCUAAGCAAAUUCAAAAGAAAAUAAACAAGUACGCAUUCAGCGGUGGUCAAGUAUCCGCCGAUCUCCAUAGAGAGUUGGGUGGUAAUCCCGAUGUCGACGUUGCAUACCAAUACUUGUCAUUCUUCAAGGAUGACGAUGCUUUCUUGAAGGAAUGUUAUGACAAAUAUAAGGCCGGUGAAUUGCUAUCCGGUGAAAUGAAGAAACUAUGUAUCGAGACCCUGCAAGAAUUCGUUAAGGCGUUCCAAGAACGUAGAGCUCAAGUAGACGAAGAAACCUUGGAUAAAUUCAUGGUUCCACAUAAGUUGGUUUGGGGCGAAAAAGAAAGACUCGUCGCUCCUAAGCCAAAGACUAAGCAAGAAAAGAAGUGA
Saccharomyces paradoxus is the source of this 1299-nucleotide messenger RNA. It is a transcript of the gene WRS1, whose product is annotated as tryptophan--tRNA ligase WRS1. The record is from RefSeq and is a predicted model, not a curated record. Gene Ontology annotation, biological process: tryptophanyl-tRNA aminoacylation. Gene Ontology annotation, cellular component: cytoplasm. The coding region runs from base 1 to 1299 and encodes 432 amino acids. Lineage: Eukaryota; Fungi; Ascomycota; Saccharomycetes; Saccharomycetales; Saccharomycetaceae. Gene Ontology annotation, molecular function: tryptophan-tRNA ligase activity; ATP binding. The transcript has a single exon.